AUGGGUCAGUCUCAGUCAAGGCCUGGAGAGCGUUCCGGCGACCCUCUACAGUCCUAUCCAUCGUUCUCUCGUACGGAUACCAAAGAGUCUAUUCGAUCUAUCAAAGGUUCAAUUCGGUCCAAGAUUCCUGGUUCUAGAGGUAGCGACAAAAACAAUGACAGUCCGAGGGGAUCUACUGCAGGCCUCGGUGACGAUAAGUCGGAUGCCGCUUCUGUGAGGUCAACGAGCAGCAACAGGCAACCAAUCUCGCCGCAGUCAACUGUUUCCAACGACCCGAUCCCUCCCCGUACCGGGACUCCCGAACCCCCUCCAUCUCCCUCGCAAUCUACUUCACUAAACCGAGGCCACAAGAACGUGGAUGCUGCUCAACAGAGUGGCGAAGUCGACCUUGUCUCAGACGCCCCGCCAUCCGUCCCACCCGUUACGCCACAGAGCCCCGGAGAGUCAAUACUGGUGAGACCAGAGAAUCAGAUUAACCCUGUUAUUUUGGAUAUUCUGGCUUCUGCGCCGUCAGAAACUAGCAGCUCCCCCGGCAUGGGAAUGGGGGCGCUUAAGACAAUUGACCUUGAUGACAUGAUUUCUCGUCUCCUAGAUGCUGGAUAUUCCACCAAGAUUACCAAAGCCGUCUGCUUGAAGAAUGCGGAAAUUAUCGCCAUUUGCUCUGCAGCCCGCGAGUUGCUCCUUUCGCAGCCUGCUUUGCUGGAAUUGUCAGCACCGGUGAAAAUUGUUGGUGAUGUUCACGGUCAAUAUACAGACCUUAUCAGACUGUUUGAGAUGUGCGGGUUUCCACCGGCGGCAAACUACUUAUUUCUGGGUGACUAUGUUGAUCGGGGAAAGCAGAGCCUGGAGACAAUUCUUCUGCUACUGUGUUACAAGUUGAAAUAUCCCGAAAACUUCUUCCUUCUUCGUGGAAAUCAUGAAUGCGCGAAUGUAACACGUGUGUAUGGUUUCUACGAUGAGUGCAAACGCAGAUGCAACAUUAAGAUUUGGAAGACGUUCGUUGACACCUUCAACUGUCUGCCUAUUGCCUCAAUUGUUGCCGGGAAGAUCUUUUGUGUUCAUGGUGGUCUCUCGCCGAGUCUGUCUCAUAUGGAUGAUAUUCGUGGAAUUGCGAGACCGACCGACGUUCCAGACUAUGGUCUUCUAAACGACCUGCUGUGGAGUGACCCAGCAGACAUGGAGGAAGACUGGGAGCCUAAUGAGCGUGGAGUGAGCUAUUGCUUCGGCAAGAAGGUUAUUAUGGACUUUUUACAACGCCAUGAUUUCGAUUUAGUUUGUCGUGCACAUAUGGUGGUGGAAGAUGGAUACGAGUUUUUCCAAGAUCGAAUUUUGGUUACUGUUUUUUCUGCACCAAAUUAUUGCGGUGAAUUCGAUAAUUGGGGAGCUAUCAUGUCUGUCUCUGCGGAACUACUCUGCAGUUUCGAGCUGCUCAAGCCAUUGGACUCGAGUGCCCUGAAGAGUCACAUCAAGAAAGGCCGGAACAAGCGAAACAGCAUGCUUAACAGCCCUCCUGCUAUUGUUUCCGCGCAAAGUUAUUAA
Messenger RNA from Talaromyces atroroseus, 1539 nucleotides. RefSeq names its product Serine/threonine-protein phosphatase PP-Z. Lineage: Eukaryota; Fungi; Ascomycota; Eurotiomycetes; Eurotiales; Trichocomaceae. Gene Ontology annotation, cellular component: nucleus; cytoplasm. The record is from RefSeq and is a predicted model, not a curated record. The transcript has 3 exons. Gene Ontology annotation, molecular function: protein serine/threonine phosphatase activity. Bases 1 to 1539 code for a protein of 512 amino acids.